AUGGGGUUUUUCACCGCAGCUAGAGCAGCUAUUGCGAGGCCAGUUGGAAUACUUCUAAGUCAGCUGCGUGGAGUUGCUCAACUAGGAAACUUGGCUCCUUUUGAAGGUGCUGUGAAGGGCUACAAGAGAGUCGGUAGAGGUCAAGGGUCCGGCUUGGGAAAGACGUCUGGAAGAGGUCAGAAGGGCCAGAAGGCCCGUGGUAAGGUUCCCAGAUGGUUCGAAGGUGGACAAACCCCCUACUUCAAGAGAUUUCCUAUAAUUGGUUUUAAGCGACCCCACAAGAGAGAAUACAACGACUUGAACUUGGACAGAAUCCAGGAGUUCUGGAAUUCAGGCAGAAUCCCUCUAAAAGAGGGUGAGACACUAGACUAUAAGGUGAUGAGAGACUGCGGGCUCGUUACCGGAAGCAUCAAAGAUGGUGUGAAGCUCUUGGGUAACGGGAAGGAGACAUACAAUGUGCCAUUGAACGUUGAAGCGACAAGGGCUUCAAUCGGCGCAAUUAAUGCUGUUGAAAACACAGGUCACAGCUACACAUCCGUUUAUAGAACGAAAUUGGGCUUACGUGCGUUCUUAAACCCAGACAGAUUUCUCUUAAGAAAAGGGAACGUUCCUUUGCAGGCCAGACCCAUGCACAAAAGAGACAUCAAGUAUUACUCAGACCCCGAAAGGAGAGGUUACUUGUUGAAGCACCCAGAGAUCUUUUUGGAUCAGGUGAAAGCACAACAAGCAGAAAAACAAAGCAGAGUGAAGAAAGUCGCCGUGAGAAGUGGGUUGGCGGCGCAAUUGGAGAACGCCUCCAAGAAGACGUACACCGAUUAUUCAAAAAACCGUGUUGUGGACGUUUCGAGUCUUUAA
Messenger RNA from Candidozyma auris, 855 nucleotides. RefSeq names its product mitochondrial 54S ribosomal protein uL15m (gene MRPL10). Gene Ontology annotation, biological process: translation. Bases 1 to 855 code for a protein of 284 amino acids. Lineage: Eukaryota; Fungi; Ascomycota; Pichiomycetes; Serinales; Metschnikowiaceae. Gene Ontology annotation, molecular function: structural constituent of ribosome. The transcript has a single exon. Gene Ontology annotation, cellular component: mitochondrial large ribosomal subunit. The record is from RefSeq and is a predicted model, not a curated record.